This is a messenger RNA of Gadus macrocephalus (Pacific cod), 2219 nucleotides long. RefSeq names its product vascular endothelial growth factor C-like. Lineage: Eukaryota; Metazoa; Chordata; Actinopteri; Gadiformes; Gadidae. Bases 18 to 1256 code for a protein of 412 amino acids. The transcript has 8 exons. Gene Ontology annotation, biological process: response to hypoxia; sprouting angiogenesis; induction of positive chemotaxis. The record is from RefSeq and is a predicted model, not a curated record. Gene Ontology annotation, molecular function: chemoattractant activity; vascular endothelial growth factor receptor 3 binding; growth factor activity. Gene Ontology annotation, cellular component: membrane.
CCUCCUACUCCUCCACUAUGUUGAAGCUAGUGCUGCUUCUCUGGCUGGUCACGAGGACUCUGACUUCUGGACCAGAUUUCUACGACUAUUUCCAGAGUGGAGACAUGGGCACAGAGGUAGGGAAAGUGGAAAGUGUGCGAGGAGGGGGAGGAGGAGGGGGAGGGGGAGGCAGCCUUGGCCUGGACUCGGUCAGCAACCUGGACGAGCUCCUGCAGCUCCUCCACCCGGAGGCCAGCCGGCUGCAGCUGUGCCUGAGGAGGCGGAGCCAGACCCCCACCUCGCUGCUCCUCCACCCAGCGGGCGGCGCCCAGGAGGAGGAGCAGGUGGAGGAGGCGCUGUGGGGGAACCCCCGGCAGGAGGCCCUGAGGAGAGCCGACGGCGUCUUUGAAGUGGUCCUGGAGGAGCUCCAGCGGACCGUCUGCCGUCCCAGAGAGGUGUGCGUGGAGGUCUCCAAGGAGGCCCCGGAGCCCAGCAGCCGGCAGUACCUCCCCCGCUGCGUGGCGCUGCACCGCUGCGGGGGCUGCUGCCACCACGAGGGCGUGGCCUGCACCAACACCUCCCACCACCUGGUCAACAAGACCGUGCUGGAGCUCUCUCCUCUGAUGGAGCGUCUGGUUGUCACGGUGACCUUCGUCAACCACACGUCCUGUGAAUGCGUGAGCAAGCGUCCGCUGAGGACCGUCAUCAGACGCCACGCGCCCCCCCUCUGCCCCCCUCCGCAGGCUCCCUGUUCUCCAGGACUAUUCUGGGAUGCCGAAGGCUGCGAGUGCGUCCCUGACGACGGUAGCCACCCGGUCAGAGACCUGGGCGCCUUUGCCCCGGGGCCCCUGGCCUUGUGCGGCCCCCGCCGGGCCCUGGACGACGCCAGCUGUGAGUGCGUGUGUCGCAACGGCCUGACGGACAGCAGCUGUGAGCCGGGCUGGAGGCUGGACCACGACACCUGUGAGUGCCAGUGUGAGGAGCAGGUAGAGGGGCGGGGCUGUCCGUCUGGCCAGCGCUGGGAGGCGGAGCUCUGUGGGUGUGUCUGCGCAGCCCGUUGCCCUGGCGACCAGCCCCUGAACCCGGACACCUGCCUCUGCCAGUGCCGGGAGAGCCCUCAGAGCUGUCUGCGGCAGGGGAAGAGGUUCAACACACACACCUGCAGUUGCUAUCGGUUACCGUGCAGGAAGUCCAAGCGAGGAUGUCCGCGAGGGUUCUACUACAGCUCACAGGUGUGUCAGUGCAUCCCCACCUACAUGAGGCCGGCCUGGAACUGACCAAUCACAGACCAGCACACCUGGGACGGGCCAAUCGCAGACCAGCACACCCUGGAACUGACCCAUCACCGACCAAGACACCCUGGGAUGGGCCAACCACAGACAGGCACAUCGUGGGACGGACCAAUCACAGACAGGCACAUCGUGGGACGGACCAAUCCCAUGGGGGGAGUGUGAGAGCUCCUCUGUCUGGACUGGAGCUACGGAGAAGUCUCCACCUUCCUUUGUGUUCAGCGACCAGACUGAACCUGUUCCCUCCCUCUCCGUUGGACUACUGCUUAUUUAUGCAUCUGAUAUAUUUGUUGUAUUUUAACUUUAAAUUGAAAAUAUGACCGACAAAGUACUGUCACUACAGUACUGCUACCACAGUCAGACUUUUACCACAGGGUACUUACAGAUGUAGUAACAGUACUGUUACUACACCUGUAAGUACCAAGUCGUUUUUACAGUACUGUUACUACAGAGUACUGGAUAUACUGUAUGUGUUCCGUCUCCCAUAGCGAAGAAUUUAACAACAAUAAGUUCAACCUUCUAGACAUUUGAGAUUCUGAGUGGGUUCUAAUGAAGCAAUGAUUGAUUCACCGUCAAAACCAUCACUGAAGCAGCAGCAGCGAAACCGUUGCGGCAUAAUCUUCUCUCUGUAUUUUAAGACUUUUGUGUCGCAAAUAUUGUGUGUCUGUAUGUCUGUAGGGGAGAUUGGGGUAAGAUGAGCCAACUUUUACUCAUGUCGUCCUCUAGGCAAGCAAAAAUAAGACUGAUGUCAAAUGAGACAUCUACCUUUGUUUCAGGAUGUCCCCUGUCAAUCAAAAUGAUAACAAUGCAUUUAAGACAUAAGUCUUUGAGGUAAGUUGAGCCAUCUUGGGGUAAAUUGAACAAUUUACUUUUUCAAGUCCUUUUCCAAAUAGCCUUAUUUAUUCGCCCACGGUGACUUUAAACCAUAUAAAACCUGGCACUAUUUCUGUA